Messenger RNA from Ylistrum balloti, 2214 nucleotides. RefSeq lists its product as uncharacterized. Lineage: Eukaryota; Metazoa; Mollusca; Bivalvia; Pectinida; Pectinidae. The coding region runs from base 1 to 2214 and encodes 737 amino acids. The record is from RefSeq and is a predicted model, not a curated record. The transcript has 19 exons.
AUGGAUGCUGCAGAAUAUUCGACUGUGAAAGAAAACUUGAGACAGGCGUCAAUUCGUAAUGGAUUCGAUGACGUUGGCGAUGUCUUUUUCGAUGUUGAAGCGAACAGCGGCUUUCAGUUCCCGCGUCAUGGCAGAUCUUUGGGCAAUGUUUUGGACAUUAAUAGACGAUCGUCAAUAACCGGAAGUACUCCAGGUGCUAAUUUACAGAGAAGAAAUUCUAAAACAUUCAGCACAAUAGCAAGAUUCGCUCAGCUAGGAACAAAACACAGACUUAUCAGGUCCACGGGUGAUGACACAGGUAAUGACGUCAUGAUUCCGACGGAACGACUUCGGCGUGGGACGGUUCAUGGCACGUCCAUGGCCCUCACAAACGGAAGUAGAUUGCCAAGCAAGCGCAGAAGUGAUCCUAGUGCAAAUGCUACUUCCGGCUCACAGGACAACAAACUUUUUCUUCUCAUGCAUUUGUCUGCAUUGGAAAGAAAAAAAGCGUCAGCUAAGAAGUCGAAAACAGUCCACAAGUUCCGUAUGUGGGCCUCCAUUUGUAUCGUCCUGCACAGAAAACACAAACGGCUGAUCCAAGUAUGGAACGAAGACACCGCCUACCAUAAACAGAUGGAGGAGAUUGAUCAGAGUCUGGAGGCCGCGGAACAGACGGGUGUUAUUAGUAACAAACGGCUUAACACCGACUACUUCAAAGCAGACAAACAGAUGCGAAUGUCGCAGGAAGGACGCCGGACUUUGACGAAACCUUCAGAUGAACGGACUCAAGCCGAGAUACACCAUUCUACUCUAGCCCUUCGGAAUGUAAAGAUAAUUGGGGAUUAUUCAUUAAAGAUACAACAAGCAUUCGCUAAAGUAGGAUUUUUUGAAAGUUAUGAAGCCAAACGAUUCAUUGUGAAGGAAGGUGGUACACCGGAGAAUUACUACGUCAUCAUAUACGGCCAAAUCAUUAUCGUGAAACUUGACGAACACAGGUCGACGGCCAAAACGCUAGUCAAGUUAAAAAGAGGAGAAGAUUUUGGGGAAUUAGGGAUAUACCACGGUAAGCCGAGACAGGGUUCUAUCAUUACAGAAACCUAUACCGAACUACUCCGGGUCUCCGCCGAGGACUUCAAAACAAUAGUGAUGGGAGGAAAUAGGCUCGAUCCCGAAGUUGACCCUUUUUUACUCAACCAGAGUUUUCUACAAGGCUGGCCACUACCUGUACUAAAAGAACAUCCGAAACAGUUCAUGACCAGCUACGUCCAACGUAACACGGUCAUGGAAUUCGACAGCAGACGAUCCGACUGGCUCUACAUAGUCAAAUCGGGUUCAAUCAAGGUGCUUAAGAAGCUAGUGAAGACAAUACCAUCGGUCAGCCAGAGAACAGGACGACACGUAGAAAAGGCUCAUACAAACGGAUACCAGGCCUUCCUCGUGCGGGACACCGACUACAGCAGACACGCGCGCUAUAACGGGUUGUAUAUUCCUCGAGCUUUGACCAUGGAGAGUGAUGAUGAUGAGAGUCAGGAUGACCCUCUGUCGGCCAGGAGUAAUCUAAGUGACGACAUCAAAUCCGCACCUCUCCUGGAAAGGUUGGAAAAAGUGCUCCGACCUUCCACAGCCUUCCACAUGACCACGCCCAAUUCCAAGCGUCUGCACAGAUAUUCAAAAUCGGCCGUAUAUCGACGUCAAAAGACAAAUGCGCGGACACUGACAUCGACGACAGAUUCACAGAUAAAUGAAAAAGAUAAAGAAAACGUGGAAAACCAGGACGUAAACGGAAAUCCUGCGCCAGAAAAACGAGAGGGACGAAGGACGAUUUUCGACGACUGGGACGCACAGUACAGACAGACGGAACAUGAAGAAACAGAGGCGGAUAAGAACCCUUUGUUCGUCACUGUCCAAACUCUAAAGAAAGGCGAAGUGUUUGGUUUACAAUACAUCGUCUUUGAUGAUCAGCCCCAGCCUAGUUUGAUAGUAGUAAGCAAUGGGGCCGACUGUGUACGAAUAAGCCGUCGACUUUUUAAACAACAUUUGCAGAAGGACCCGCGUAUGGUGGACAGAUUAACCAAUCAGGUAUCGCCGUAUCCUACGGACGAACAGCUACAGGAUCAGCUGAUCACACGAGUGAACUGGGAGUCUUACAAAGAAAUAAGCAUCAACCAAAAUAUGUCACGAAUCCGAGAACGGUGCAAAAGACAUACCAAGAAACAGCGUCCGUUUCAGUUUUAA